Molecule: messenger RNA, 1450 nt
Organism: Pocillopora damicornis (cauliflower coral)
Lineage: Eukaryota; Metazoa; Cnidaria; Anthozoa; Scleractinia; Pocilloporidae
Biological process (GO): axon guidance; Notch signaling pathway
Cellular component (GO): signaling receptor complex; plasma membrane; cell surface
Molecular function (GO): calcium ion binding
Source: RefSeq, a predicted model, not a curated record
AUUCUGAAGAUGGAUUUUAGAAUUAUUAAAUGGAUGAUAACUCUCGUAGUAUCAUCAACGAUAUACGAAACAACCCACGGACAUGAUUACUGCCAUAGUUAUCAAGUGAUUAAUGACAGGACUAGGGCUGCUGGUCUCGCAAGGGGCAAUGUCCUUAGGUGCGAUCAGCGAGAUAUUCCAACCGCCAGAUGGUAUCGUUUUACUGGAGCGGCUGGCACGCAGAUGCCGACAAAGUGUGUGCCCAUUAACCGUUGUGGAACCCAUGCACCUGGAUGGCUCAGCACAUCACAUCCAACUAGAACUGGGCAAAUCAUCAAUGGCAAAGCAUGCUUUCACUGGUCCGGAAACUGCUGCCGGUGGUCGGCAAAUAUCAUGAUAAAGAAAUGCAAUGGCUUCUACAUUUAUAAGCUUGGCAGAACACCAUGUUGUUACCUUCGCUUUUGUGGGAAUGGAGGCUUUGGAGACGAUGGCUGCACUAACUACUUACAGUUAAACGAUAGAACCAGAGCUGCUAGUGUUCCUCGGGGAAAUAUCCUUAAAUGUGACCAAUAUGACAUGCCCGGGGAUCCAAAGUGGUACAGAUUCACUGGAGCAUCAGGACAAAUGAUGGCCACCUCCUGUGUUCCUAAGCAUUACUGUGGAACGCAUGCUCCGGGUUGGUUGAGUGGAGCUCACCCAACAAGUGUGGGGCAAAUUGUCAACGCCAGAGUCUGUUUUCACUGGGGAGGAAGUUGCUGCAAUUGGAACACUAAUAUCCAGAUCAAAAAAUGUAACGGGUUUUACGUUUACAAACUUCACAAGACCCCUGUCUGUUGGCUUCGCUACUGUGGAAAUGCAGGAUUCGAUGUAUGCAAGGUAAGCAAUCCUUGUAAGCAUGGUGCCACAUGUGCUCCCAAAAAUGGUGGGUACACAUGCAACUGCAAGUCAGGAUAUCAUGGUGUCAACUGCGAGCACGAUGUAAACGAAUGCAACACCAGACCCUGCCGUAACGGUGGAACCUGUGAGAACUUACCAGGAAGUUACAGAUGCAAGUGCAAACCAGGAUUUUUAGGGAAUCACUGCGAGAUCGCGUAUGAUGAAUGCAGGCACUACCAAGUUCUCAGUGACAGACAGCGAGCUGCUGGAGUUCACAGGGGUAACAUCCUUAAGUGUGACCAAAGGGACCUUGUAACACCCAAAUGGUACAGGUUUACCGGAGCAGCUGGCACCCAGAUGCCCACGUCAUGUGUUGCGAAACAUUACUGCGGAACUCAUGCACCGGGCUGGUUAGCGGGUUCACAUCCGACAAGAGUUGGUGAAGUUGUCAACCGUAAGGUUUGUUUCCACUGGGGUUCCAAUUGCUGCAACUGGAAUGCCUACAUUCGGAUAAAGAGGUGCAACGGGUUCUACGUGUACAAGUUGGCCCGGACUCCUGUAUGUUGGCUGCGGUAUUGCGGGAAUGCCGGUUUUG